UCCGUCAACCAGAGACAACAACAGUUGAAAGUGAGGUAUUGUUUGGUGACAAGAAGGAUGUGAAGAUUUGCAAUGCCAAUAAAGUAGCAACUAAGAGUGAAGGAGGAACCAUAACUUAUACCCUUCGUCCAUCGACCAAGGCUGUACCAGGAACCUAUGUCCAUGCUAAAGGGUACAGGGGUGAUGCKUGGUUCCAUUUGAUUCAUCAUGACAGUCUAGACGGAGAGGCCAUUACCCGCUUUCUUUACAAGAGUUUAGGUGCUUGGGACUUCAAACUGGACAAUGUUUGGAACCGAUAUGACUGGUGUCAUUACAGAAACUGGAGCUGUGAAGAACCCAACCAGAUGAUCUACUUUGUUCCUGUUAUCACAGACACCAAGAAGGGAUGCCCAAAAGCUGGCAAGGCUAUAAGAUUGACUAGUGAUUGUAUAGUUGGAGACUGGUUUUAUGGUCUUCGUCUCGUUGACCCUGAUAGUGGUCUCGCCUAUGCAUAUGAGUUUGGCGAUUCAUUAAUUAUGAUGGAAGAUGAUCUUUAUAAUACCAAGGAGUUUGAAGAAUUGACAAAAACUGACUUUAAYAUCAACAUGGCUCGCUUUUUGCGACGCACUGAAGCAUAACAAUGUCAGUCCAACUUGGAAAAUGAAUUUGUUACAAGUGAACAAGUUGAAUCGUGAUUAAAGAAUGUUGUAAUUUGCUGUGGGCGAAACAUGUUAUAAUGACUUUC
Messenger RNA from Exaiptasia diaphana, 724 nucleotides. RefSeq lists its product as uncharacterized. Lineage: Eukaryota; Metazoa; Cnidaria; Anthozoa; Actiniaria; Aiptasiidae. The record is from RefSeq and is a predicted model, not a curated record.